UCUUCUUCUUCUUCUUCUUCUUUCAAAUCUUCAAAAGCCAAAAACUUUCCUUCUCUUCCAUCAUCAAAAUCUUCCCUUUCAAUUUCAACUACGUUUAAUUUUUAAUUUUAUCCUACACCUCCAUUGAUCCUUAUACCCAUCUCCAAAAUUCGCAUCAUAUCAUAAUUUUUUAUUCGAUCAUUCAAAAUCUAGCAUCUUUUUCCCUCUUUGAAUAAUAAAAAUCUCCCCUUUCAGAAUUCUAAAUUUAACUUUUUUUUAUAUUCUGUUGUGUAUAUUAAUCAAUUAAUUUCUUUUGGGGUAUCUUCUAAUACCCUUUUCUGCAUAUGCAUCAAAAGUCAAAUCUUUAAUACAUCUUGCAUCAGGGUCAACUUCUAUGACCCUUAUGUGCAUGUGCAUCAAAAUCAAAUUUUGAAUAGCUUUGCAUCAUCAAGGGUUAUACAGAUUAAAACUGAAUUCAUUCAAUUCUGAGUUUUGAUUCAUGGACAAUUCUGGGUCUUCUUCACAUCCAUAUGGAUAUCCAAAUCCAAAUUCAAAUUCAAAUUCAAAUCCAUAUGCAUAUGCAUACCCUCCAUAUCCAUAUCCAUAUCCACCUCCACAUCCAAAUCCACACCCCCCUCAUGGUCCUAUUGAUCCAUAUGCACCCCCACCUUCAACUACUCCUUAUUCAUCAUAUGGAUCAUCAUAUCCACAAAAUUCUUCACAUUCCUUCAACUAUUCCAACUCUUAUCCACCACCAAACUCUUUAGAGUUUCCAAAUCCUCAACAAACUCAUGCUUAUCCUUAUCCUUAUCCUUACCAAACCCCUCCAAUAGUAUCUCAAAGUCAAAGUGAAAACCCUCCUCAUAGUUCUCCUUACCCUCCUUUGAAUCAUCUUAUGAGCAAUGUUCAUUUAUCUGAUUAUAACAAACCAAGUGCACCUCAUAUAAUGACACAUUCAUAUUCAGUUUCAAAUGAAGAGAAGAAAGAGGAAUUUCAUGGUCAUUCUAGUCAUCAUUCAUUUUCAGGUUUUGAUGAUUCUAACAAACUUUCAGCUUUUUCUGGUUCAUUUGAUGAUUCAGUUCAUAGUCAAAGUUUGCAGAUUGUUCCAGUUCAGAAUAAAGGAUCUCUUAGAUUUUUGCUUUUGCAUGGUAAUUUAGAUAUAUGGAUUCAUGGAGCUAAGAAUCUUCCAAAUAUGGAUAUGUUUCAUAACACUUUAGGGAAUAUGUUUGGUAAGUUUCCUGGUAAUGCUAGUAGCAAGGUUGAGGGAACUAGGAGUUCGAAGAUUACAAGUGAUCCGUAUGUGUCGAUUUCGGUUUCUAAUGCUGUAGUUGGUAGGACUUUUGUGAUUAGUAAUAGUGAGAAUCCUGUUUGGGAGCAGCACUUUCAUGUUCCUGUUGCACAUCAUGCUGCUGAAGUUCAUUUUGUUGUUAAGGAUAGUGAUGUAGUUGGUUCCCAGCUUAUUGGAAUUGUGGCGAUUCCGGUGGAACAAAUAUUCUCGGGCGGAAAAGUACAAGGGACUUACCCUAUCCUUAAUAACAAUGGGAAGCCUUGUAAGCCUGGUGCUGUUUUGAGUGUUUCCAUUCAGUAUAUUCCAAUGGAGAAACUGAUCAUUUAUCAUCAAGGAGUUGGUACCGGGCCGGAGUAUAUCGGUGUGCCGGGGACGUAUUUUCCGUUGCGGAAAGGUGGAGCGGUUACUUUAUAUCAAGAUGCUCAUGUUCCAGAUGGUUGUCUCCCUAAUGUCAUGCUUGAUCAUGGGAGGUACUAUGCUCAUGGACAGUGUUGGAUUGACAUCUUCGAGGCGAUACGUCAAGCGAAGCGUUUGGUUUACAUUACGGGGUGGUCAGUUUGGCACAAAGUUAGGUUGGUAAGGGAUGCUGGUAAUGUUCAUGCGGCGGGUUUCACCCUUGGUGAUCUUCUUAGGUCUAAGUCUCAGGAAGGAGUAAGAGUGCUUCUCCUUGUUUGGGAUGACCCUACCUCAAGAAGCAUUCUUGGUUAUAAUACAGAUGGUGUCAUGGCAACCCACGAUGAAGAAACACGACGAUUUUUCAAGCACUCUUCUGUGCAAGUGCUACUCUGUCCUCGCAUUGCCGGAAAACGACAUAGCUGGGCCAAACAAAAGGAAGUUGGAACAAUAUAUACACAUCAUCAAAAGACUGUAAUUGUGGAUGCUGAUGCCGGAAAUAACAGAAGAAAAAUUGUAGCAUUUGUUGGUGGACUUGAUUUGUGUGACGGUCGAUAUGAUACUCCCAACCAUCCCAUCUUUAGAACUCUACACACACUGCAUAAGGAUGAUUAUCACAACCCUACUUUCGCGGGUACUACUAGCGGCUGUCCACGGGAACCAUGGCAUGAUUUGCAUUCUAAAAUUGAUGGUCCAGCAGCUUACGAUGUUUUGACCAACUUUGAGGAGCGGUGGUUAAGAGCUGCGAAACCUAGAGGGAUAAAAAAGUUGAAGAGUUCAUAUGAUGAUGCAUUGCUCAAGAUAGAAAGAAUUCCAGAUAUUAUUAGUGUAUCUGAGACUCCUAGUGUUGGUGAUGAUAAUCCUGAAGCUUGGCAUGUUCAGAUAUUUCGUUCAAUAGAUUCGAACUCUGUCAAGGGAUUUCCAAAGGAGCCAAGAGAUGGAUCAAAAAAGAACCUCGUAUGUGGGAAGAAUGUGCUGAUUGACAUGAGCAUACAUACAGCAUACGUAAAGGCCAUUCGUGCUGCACAGCAUUACAUUUAUAUAGAGAAUCAAUAUUUCAUUGGUUCUUCAUACAAUUGGAGCCACAAUAAAGACAUUGGUGCUAAUAAUUUGAUUCCGAUGGAAAUUGCACUGAAGAUUGCUGAAAAAAUAAAGGCGAAUGAGAGGUUUGCGGUGUACAUAGUUAUUCCAAUGUGGCCGGAGGGUGUUCCAACAGGGGCUGCCACUCAAAGGAUUCUUUUUUGGCAGAAUAAAACGAUGCAAAUGAUGUACGAGACAGUAUACAAGGCGUUGGUUGAAGUUGGGCUCGAAACAGCAUUCUCUCCACAAGACUAUUUGAACUUUUUCUGUCUUGGAAAUCGAGAGACGGUAGAUAUGCAUGAGAGUAGUAUUGCGUCUGGAACUCCUCCCCCGCCGAAUACUCCACAAGCAAAUACCCGAAACAACCGGCGUUUCAUGAUUUAUGUUCAUUCAAAAGGCAUGAUAGUUGAUGAUGAAUAUGUAAUUUUGGGGUCAGCAAACAUCAACCAGCGGUCUAUGGAAGGAACAAGGGACACUGAGAUUGCAAUGGGAGCCUACCAACCUCAAUAUACUUGGGCAAGAAAACAGUCUUAUCCCCGCGGACAGGUUCAUGGAUACAGGAUGUCACUUUGGGCGGAGCAUACCGGAACAAUCGAAGACUGUUUCUUACAACCGGAGAGCCUGGAAUGCAUGAGAAGGGUUAGAACAAUGUCAGAAAUGAACUGGAAACAAUUUUCAUCCAAUGAUGUGACAGAAAUGAGAGGGCAUUUACUAAAGUACCCUGUAGAAGUUGAUAGAAAGGGUAAGGUUAGAUCUCUUCCUGGUCAUGAAGAGUUUCCUGAUGUUGGAGGGAAGAUUGUAGGAUCAUUUAUUGCCAUUCAAGAAAAUUUAACCAUUUGAUGACUUUUUUUCAUUCAUUCACAUUGUUGGUCAUUAGCAUAGGAUGAAUGUAAAUUACAAAAUACAAGUUAAACAAUUUUGAAAUGCAUGAUGGUUGAGUUAAGGAAACAUCACAUUUAAUGUAUAGUAAUAAAAUCAGUUUUAUAGUCAGAUAUUUAUUUACUCUUUCUCU
Molecule: messenger RNA, 3752 nt
Organism: Cicer arietinum (chickpea)
Lineage: Eukaryota; Viridiplantae; Streptophyta; Magnoliopsida; Fabales; Fabaceae
Product: phospholipase D gamma 1-like
Biological process (GO): phospholipid catabolic process
Cellular component (GO): plasma membrane
Molecular function (GO): D-type glycerophospholipase activity
Source: RefSeq, a predicted model, not a curated record